Striga asiatica is the source of this 1500-nucleotide messenger RNA. The record is from the annotation of a GenBank genome assembly. Lineage: Eukaryota; Viridiplantae; Streptophyta; Magnoliopsida; Lamiales; Orobanchaceae.
GUAUUUUCCCACGGGACGCCUAAAUAGAAACUAGGGUUCCAGCCAUCUUCUGGGUUUUCGAUCGUCAAGAUCGGUCGAUCUGCCGGAGAUUUUUUCUGAUUUUUAGGGAAAAAAAAUAAUUUGCCACCGGUUAUUAGGUUCAUUCUGUGUUUUCUGGACAAAUCCUUGAUUCGAUCUCGAAGAUAAUGUCUCGGUGCUUUCCGUUCCCUCCGCCGGGGUAUACACUGAGCGGAGCCAGGAAUGAGGCUCUGAUCGAAUCGAUUAAGCUCCAAAAGGAAAAAGAGAAGGGGAGGAAAGAGAAGAAAGAGAGAAGGAAGGAGAAGAAGGAGAAGAGGAAGGAGAGGAAAGAGAGAAGGAAAGAGAAGAAACACAAGACAAAUCAGAAUGUGGGGGAGUCGGAUGUCCAGAAGCAUCAUGUUACAAAAGACGAGUCCGGUAUUCCGAAGCAUGAUCUUGGGCAAAAGAGUUUUUCUGAGGUACUUCAGAAGAAAAAAGAAACUGAAAACAAUCAGUUAGAACAAAGCAGUCUCACAGAGGAACAUGCACACCCUGUUACUUUGUAUGUUCCAAGCUCUUCUUCUGAAAGUACAGAGAACAGCAAAAAAAGGAAGAGGCACUCUCCACCUGAAGACGAUACUUGUAGUAAUGGCCAAGUUUUCUUGAUACGUUUGCCCUCAACGAAGCAGAAUGAGCUUGACGAUUUAGUCACGGAACAACAGCAGCCAUGCUCGACAUCUGUAAGGAUAGACUCUCCUUCCAAAACCGAUCACGAGAAAGAUUGGCCAGAAAACUUUCCAAACGGGACAAGAAGUAAUGACCGUGACCUCAAUGCCAAAAAUGGUGGUGAAAAUGUCUGUUUGACUUCCCUACAAAAGUGUGAUAAAAUUGGAGAUAAAGCUAAUAAGCCAGAAUCAGUUUUGAGUUCCAUGCAAAAGAUGGACAUGCAGUACCAAAAUCUGUUCAAGAACCUUUUUCCGCCACAGGUUGACGAAACAUGGCUUUGUUCGGACAGUUUGGAUUGGCUUCUCGAGGGCAAUAUUCAACGAGGUCAAGAAAUACGAGCUGAGAAGAAGCCGUGUUCUGAAAAUGUGAGCCUAUCCUGUUCAAGAAGCUCGGUAUCUUGGCCACGUGUGGAGUAUUUGCCUGAAGUGGAUGUUUAUGCUCUGCCUUUUACGGUGCCUUAUUGAGCUGUAUUCAUAUAUUUUGUAGAGAAUUUGGAAGCUGUUGGUCUUUUGGUGCUCUGCUGGAGGACUUUUAGGAUUUGUGUCUUUUUGGGGCAUUCUCAAAUUUUGAGGAGUGUUUGAAAUUUGUCUGCUGACUAACGUAGUUCAGUUAGAUUGUGUAUGUAGUAAUGCGACAAUAUCUGGUAGCCCAACUUAUUCUAGUUGAUGCCAUUUAUAUGUAUUAAUAGAUGAGUAUUUUCAUGGUCAUAUUUCUUGUAUGUGCCUCUCUUUAUAGUCCUGUAAGGUAUCAUUUUCUUGUGGUUUGGACUUUGGACCC